GGUUUCCGCUGGCAGUGGCCAGGCUUCCGGCCUGCCUUUCCCCCCACGCCCCGCUCCCGCCAGCUGGGCUGCCGCUUGAGGGCUGGUCCCGGGCCUGAUCCUCAUCCUCCCGCACCGGGGCCGGACCCCCGGGCGGAGGCGGAGGGGCGGGGAACCGGGGCGGGUUGGGAGUCCGGCGGGGCCGGGCUCCCCCGCCGUGCCGCGGCCAUGCCUCUGGGCCUGAAGCCCACCUGCAGCGCCUGCCGCACCACCACCUCGUCCAUGUGGAAGAAGGGCGCGCAGGGCGAGAUCCUCUGCCACGGCUGCACCGGCCGCGGGGCCCCGGCCAACGCCGCACCGGUCCCGGGAGCCGCGGGAGCAGGAGGAGGCACCGGCGGGGGAGGAGGAGGUGGAGGAGGAGGAGGCUACGGCGGGCCCGGCUUCGCCAGCACCUCGGCCGCCGCCUCCCAGCAGAGCAACGGCGGGGGCGGGAAGCAGAGCAAGCAGGAAAUCCACAGGAGAUCCGCCCGGCUGAGGAACACCAAAUACAAAUCCGCCCCGGCCGCCGAAAAGAAAGUUUCCACCAAAGGCAAAGGGAGGCGACACAUUUUCAAGUUAAAGAAUCCCAUCAGAGCACCCGAGGCCGUGUCCACCGUCGUCACCGCCGAGUCCAUCUUCCACAAGGGCGUGUACUACCAGCUCGGAGACGUGGUCUCGGUGGUCGAUGAGCAGGACGGAAAGCUGUACUUCGCUCAGAUCCGGGGCUUCAUCCAGGACCAGUACUGCGAGAAGAGCGCCGCCCUGACCUGGCUCCUGCCCACCGCCGUCAGCCCCAGGGACCAGUUUGACCCCGCGUCUUACAUCCUAGGGCCAGAAGAGGACCUCCCCAGGAAGAUGGAGUAUUUGGAGUUUGUCUGCCACGCCCCUUCCGAAUAUUUCAAGUCCCGGUCUUCCCCGUUUCCCACGGUCCCCACCCGCCCAGAGAAGGGCUACAUCUGGACGCACAUUGGGCCCACGCCGGCCAUCACCAUCAAAGAGGCCGUGGCCAACAGCCUGUAACCCUCCCUUCCCGGAAAGCCUGGGCUGGCGGGCCCGAGAGAGAGAUGGACUCUUGCCGGGCCUCUGGGCCAGACCAGAAGCUUUCUUCUGCCCUGACCCAGCCAGAGGUCUGGUCCCCGGGAGAAUGUGAGUAAGGGGAAAUGGAAUCGUGUGGUCCGGGGGAGGGAGGGAGGGAGGGAGGGGAAGCACUUCCCAUUCCCAGAGGCCAGUGACGAGCGGGGAGCUCUGGGUGGGUCCCCGGCCGGCAGGCUCGGGGCCGACUUCAGCCUUCCGCAAAAAUGAUCGCUAUCCAGGAGGAGCAAUGUGAAUUCUUGCGCUCCCACAGCGCAUUAAAAGGUAUUUUUCACUGAACUCA
Molecule: messenger RNA, 1393 nt
Organism: Ornithorhynchus anatinus (platypus)
Lineage: Eukaryota; Metazoa; Chordata; Mammalia; Monotremata; Ornithorhynchidae
Gene: GATAD1
Product: GATA zinc finger domain containing 1
Exons: 5
Coding region: 208-1038 (276 amino acids)
Biological process (GO): regulation of DNA-templated transcription; chromatin organization
Cellular component (GO): nucleus
Molecular function (GO): sequence-specific DNA binding
Source: RefSeq, a predicted model, not a curated record